Messenger RNA from Prosopis cineraria, 876 nucleotides. Its product is annotated as multiprotein-bridging factor 1a. NCBI's taxonomy places the organism in Eukaryota, Viridiplantae, Streptophyta, Magnoliopsida, Fabales, Fabaceae. The coding region runs from base 188 to 616 and encodes 142 amino acids. The transcript is spliced from 4 exons. Gene Ontology annotation, molecular function: DNA binding. The record is from RefSeq and is a predicted model, not a curated record. Gene Ontology annotation, cellular component: nucleus.
AGAUAAUUGGAUCUGGACUUUGGAGUUUACAUAAAACAGAGGGCCGUUUUCGUUCAUUGAGAAUAUCAAAGAGCCCAUACGACGGACUGGCCCAAACCAAGGGCAUAUAAGAAAGGAAGAGGAAGGGGAGGAUUCUUCCUCAUCCUUAUUAGGUACGCAGAAAAGAGAGCCACAGUCAGGGAAGAGAAUGGCAGGGAUUGGACCACUUUCACAGGAUUGGGAGCCCGUGGUGAUCCGGAAGAAGGCACCUACAGCGGCGGCGAAGAAGGAUGAGAAAGCUGUCAACGCCGCUCGUCGAUCCGGCGCCGAUAUUGAAACCGUAAAAAAAUUUAAUGCUGCGACAAAUAAAGCUGCCUCCAGCAGCACUUCUUUGAACACAAGGAAGCUUGAUGAAGAAACUGAGAAUCUUCAUCAUGAACGGGUACCAACUGAAUUAAAGAAAGCCAUCAUGCAGGCUCGGAUGGACAAAAAGCUUACCCAGGCUCAACUAGCUCAGAUGAUAAAUGAGAAGCCUCAAAUUAUUCAGGAGUAUGAAUCAGGUAAAGCCAUUCCAAAUCAACAAAUAUUAGGUAAACUGGAGAGAGCUCUUGGUGCAAAACUGCGUGGAAAGAAAUGAAGUAGUAUAAAGGAUAGAAUGGCAUUGAAUGUCAGCUGUGUCCAAGUCUUUCAACUGGCGUUGUAUAUGAACUUUCUCCUGUUGUCAUGACUUCUGUGCAUCAUGUGUUAUGUCAUGCUGGUGUGUUUUGUUAUCUAAGGCCUAAAAUAAGGUUAUGUUUGCUUAAGUUUAUUUCCUUGAAACAUGUCUGCUUAAGUGAUCCCGAAACAUGGUUGUUUCAUUGUUCUAUAUUUGAAUCGGACCAAUCUAAUGUUUUAUUA